Paraphaeosphaeria sporulosa is the source of this 893-nucleotide messenger RNA. RefSeq lists its product as uncharacterized. NCBI's taxonomy places the organism in Eukaryota, Fungi, Ascomycota, Dothideomycetes, Pleosporales, Didymosphaeriaceae. The record is from RefSeq and is a predicted model, not a curated record. The transcript has 3 exons. Bases 1 to 534 code for a protein of 177 amino acids.
AUGCCGGAAGAAUUCGAGGACUCGCGGGAGUGUGUGAGAGAAGGAGUGCUGGAGCCGGAGAGGGAGGGCGAGUGCGAGCCGAGGAGUAGGUCUUCGGCAGAGAUGGACCAGCGGGAACAAGGUUGCGGUGGUGAGCGCAUGACAGGGGACCAGCCUGUGUGUUGGAGGGAAGAGGGGAUGGGCUUGCUGAUGUUGAUGUCUUUGGUGGAGGUAACGACCGAUCUGAUUAGCAAUGCACUUCAAAGCUAUGACCCAGUAGAGAAGCAUGUACCCGAUGCACCAGCAGCAGCGUGCAAGAAAUCCUCCGAAAUCUAUGAAAGGCCCGGUCGAUUGAAUCAAAUUUCCUGCUUGCAGCAUACGGCCGUCGCAACUGUAUCUAUACCAUCUGAAUGCGGCACAGCCCUUCGCACGGCUGCGAUGCUAAAUUCUCCUCACCACAGCACACGAACUUUCUCCGUAGCCGUGAUGUCGAAAACUCCGUUACGCACGCUCCGCAUUCACGCUUCUCCCUCACCAUCCAGAGUAGAAAGUUAGAUUGUCCAAUCAACGCGCGCGCUAGGGACGUGCAAGGAUUUGCUAGGCGACGGAAGUCCGUAUGGUUGGCCAUGCUCACCUCAUCAGUUUUACACCAAGCCUGCUUCCGCUCCAUUAUGUGGAAAACAGAGCGAAUGACCAUGCUCUAGAAGUCGGAGGUCCGAUACGAGGAGCGGAAGGCCCAGACUUUGCUGUCGUGAUGCAACGUCUCUCGCGCAAGUGCAGCAUUGUGGGCAGCGAAAGUCCAGACGCGAGCGGUGUGGGGGCCGCCUUCACAGCUGCGUGACGCAACAAACAGCGACACAAGAUAAAGCACCAGGGAUCUGUACGAGCACAGCUCGUGCUCGAUGUCGGAAAAA